GGCGCGGGAACUUCCGGCUUUGGAGGCCCCGCCCCUCGGCGUCCGUCAGCGCGUGAGGGAGUUUGUCCCUGCGCGCGCGCCGUCGGCGCUAAAGCCCGCGCGGGAGCAGCGAGUUGUUCUACUUCCGGCUUGGGCGGCCCCGCCCCCUCGGCUUCCGGCAGCGCGUGAGGGAAUUUGUCCCUGGGCGCGCGCCGUCGGCCGCCCGCGCGGGAGCGGCGAGUUGCUCCACUUCCGGUUUUGGAGGCCCCGCCCCCUCGGCGUCCGUCAGCGCGUGAGGGAGUUCGUCGGUGGGCGGCUCCGGCCGAGGAGGAGGAGGAGGAGGAGGCGGUCGUGGUGCGGCAUGGCGUUCCGUCAGGCGCUGAAGCUGGCGGCGCUGGGCCUGGCCGGGGGCUCGGCCGCCGUCAUCUUCUCGGCCGUGGCCGUGGGGAAGCCGGGCGGGGCCGCCGGGGACGGGCCGGCCCGGCCCGCGCAGCCCCCGCAGCCCCCGCAGCCCGCACCCGACGCAGGGGGCCGCGGGGGAUUCUGGGACUCCAACUGGGACAGGCGAGAACCGAGAUCUCUGAUUAACCUGAGGAAAAGAAACACGGAGACUGGAGAAGAGGAGCUGGCAUCUAAGCUCGAGCACCAUAAAGCCAAGGCCACCAGGCACAUCUUUUUGAUUCGGCAUUCCCAAUAUAAUCUGGAAGGCUGUCUGGAUAAAGACAGAACGCUGACACCGCUAGGUCGCGAGCAAGCUGAGCUGACCGGGCGCCGCCUGGCCACCUUGGGGCUGAAGUUUGACAAGAUCGUGCACUCCUCUAUGACCCGAGCUGCCGAGACCACUGACAUAAUCAGCAAGUACCUGCCCGGGGUGAGGAAAAUCAGCACUGACCUGCUGAGAGAAGGAGCACCUAUUGAACCAGACCCUCCCGUCUCGCAUUGGAAACCAGAAGCUGUGUAUUACGAGGACGGGGCCCGAAUCGAGGCCGCUUUCCGGAACUACAUCCACCGGGCUGACGCCAAACAGGAGGAGGACAGCUAUGAGAUCUUCAUCUGCCACGCCAACGUCAUCCGUUACAUCGUGUGCAGGGCCUUACAGUUCCCCCCUGAAGGCUGGCUCCGGAUGUCCCUCAACAACGGCAGUAUAACCCACCUGGUGAUCCAUCCCAACGGCAGGGUGGCCCUCAGGAUGCUUGGAGACACAGGAUUUAUGCCUCCCGACAAAAUCACCCGUACUUGAACGCGUCGUCGCCGCGCUGCCAGCCGGGCCGCCCGUCCAGAUCUCGUCCGUAAAAUCCCCGUUAGGUGUAGGGUGACGCUCGGUUUUCAAAGCCCUUCUCUCUCCUUCCACUCCCCUCCCGCCAGCCCUGCUGGCUGCCCUUCACUCCGGGAAAGCUCAGGUUUUGAAGGACGGCGUUUCCAUCCAACAGAACACCCGGCGCCUUUCGGACCAGAGAGGGAGAGGGGACGUUUGCCGAGUGUCCCCACUUCCCUAGAUCCCGGCUGCGGCAGAAAUCUGGGCGACACCAAAGCGUAGGUAGGGUGAAAAGGGGUGAGGCUACAGGGCUGACCGUCUGUACAAACUCACAGUGGGCGGGCGGCGUCUUGUGCGGGCGUCUCGUGACGAUACAGUGCAGAGAAGUUUCAUUCUGCUAUACGUCAAGUCGUGACUUACCUCGCCACCUUUCAGCCCGUUAUCAGGAAGACGCGCGGCUAAUUUUUCCGACAUCCCGUUAGAAACCCCGUUCUUUUUCAAGAGGCCUUCUGAAGACUUUUUCCUCUGUGGUGGCAGCUCUUUCGCAAGGAAAACGGAACCACGUGGAGUAAAAAUGGUACCCAAGGCGACCAGUCCAUCGCUUUGCCCCCCACCGGCCCGGGUUUUCUAGCCUGAACGGAGGGCCCCGUACGGAGUAAAGGGGCUGUUACCCCUAGUUCUCGACUCGUGCCAGUUGUAAAAAGUUUCUCACGGCUCCGGCCUGCUCCUUUCCUCUGUGCCUGUCUUAGAUUUGCCGCUCUUCGUGGCCGGGGGGGGAGGCGGGGAGGGCGUCUCUUGAAGCCGAUGAUCUGAGGCCGGCCGCUGGGCUUUCCUGCCGGGGGGUAGUAUCCCGUUUCAAUCUCUCCGCUUGCUCUCGGGGCCAUUAGUAACGGCCCGGUCCGGUAAAGUAGCCAAAAAGAGCGGAGCCGUAAGCUUCAGAAGGUAAGCCCAGCCGCCGAGUCAAGGGACGUACCUGUUUUCGAAACCAUCGUUGUGGCUCUGAAAAGCAGGCGCGCCGAAACAGCGUGUAGGUGAUGCAGUCAUGAAAGGAGCAGCCGCUCUUUGGGCCCAAGCUGAGGGCUGAUCAAAUCCGGGGCUGCAUUCCUCAUGUUGGGAUCCAGCGGGAAGCCUUACUAACCGGAAAGAUGAUGGUGAGAUCCAUCCUGACUUUCCGUGCUUCUGCCGCCGGCUCCGAGAGGGGGGAAUCCAGCCACCGUGAACCCUCACGCGGGAGGUGUGUCGAUGGGGAAGGGGCGGCUACAGACCCGUUCGCGACCAUCGGUGGCUUAAUGCAGGCAAAAAGCGCGGUGGGAAGAAGAUUCGAGAACCUAAACCGGGAGAAGGAAGGAGGCGUUUUGUGUUCGUGCGGCUUCAACUCAGUGCAAGUACUGAAAUAACUUAUCAAUUUGUGCAUCUACUUUUUUAAUGUUUGCAUAAUAAAUUGUUUUAUUUUA
Messenger RNA from Tachyglossus aculeatus (Australian echidna), 2688 nucleotides. RefSeq names its product PGAM family member 5, mitochondrial serine/threonine protein phosphatase (gene PGAM5). Gene Ontology annotation, biological process: positive regulation of mitochondrial fission. Bases 341 to 1219 code for a protein of 292 amino acids. The transcript is spliced from 6 exons. Lineage: Eukaryota; Metazoa; Chordata; Mammalia; Monotremata; Tachyglossidae. The record is from RefSeq and is a predicted model, not a curated record. Gene Ontology annotation, cellular component: mitochondrion.